Molecule: messenger RNA, 2151 nt
Organism: Chiloscyllium plagiosum (whitespotted bambooshark)
Lineage: Eukaryota; Metazoa; Chordata; Chondrichthyes; Orectolobiformes; Hemiscylliidae
Source: RefSeq, a predicted model, not a curated record
GUGCACAGAGGCGGUACCGAACCCGUUGUAAGGGGGAGCUGGGGGAAUUCCCGGCUGAAAGGUUUACCGAGAGGCCGGUAUCUCAAGCCUUUUUUUUGUUGCUGCUUUCCCGAAGACAGCUACAACUCCUGAGCAGCGUCUGUCUGUGUAUGUGUGUGUGAGAGAGAGAGAGAGAGCCGGUCGCUGUCCUCCAGCAGAAACAGACUCUCUGGGCUAACACUGGUGAAGGAAGAUGACCCUUUGUGUUCCUUUGCUCUGCGUUCCGCUGCUGGAUGUCAUUACUACCUGGACUCUGAACCUGGCUCUGUGUCGCUGGGGCCUGGCUGAGCCAGUGCUGGCUCUCUGGCUGCUCUCGCUGCUGCGUGUGGGUCUGCUGGCUGUCUUGCUGCAGGCCUGCUCGCUUUCCCGGUCUGAGCUGCCGGCCUGGCUGCAGCCCCAGGAGCUCUCCUGGAUGCUGCUCAUUUCCGGCCUGCUCACUCCGGCCUACGUCAGCCUGACAGCCGCUGCCGGCCUCCCCUCCGCCGAGAUGCUGUACGGGCUGCACAACUGGAGCGCCCUGGCCCUCAACUAUGCCAGCACGGGCCUGGUCUUCCUCCUGCGCUGGCACAUCCUGCCCCCCAGCUCCGAAGGGCAGCCCGUGGGCGAGGCAGGCUCCAAGGCCACCCUGUCCCGACUGCUGGCCUGUAUGAAGCCCAACAUCGGCCACUUCCUCCUAGUGGCUCUGUUCCUGGUCCUGUCUUCACUGGGGGAGAUGGCGAUACCCUACUACACUGGCCGGAUGACCGACUGGGUGAUGAACGAGGAGGACCCAUCAGCGUUCACCAACUCUAUCAUUGCAAUGUCCCUGAUCACCAGCGCAAGUGCUCUGACAGAGUUUAUCUGUGACUGUGUCUACAAUGUUACAAUGACGCGCAUCCACACACGUAUCCAGAGCUCCGUGUUUCGAUCAGUGGUCAAGCAGAAGAUUUGUUUCUUUGACACUGAGCACACAGGUGACAUCACAUCCCGGAUCACCACGGAUACGAACACUAUGAGCGAGUCACUGACCGAGAAGUUGAGCCUGUUGAUGUGGUACCUGAUGCGGGCCUUCUUUCUCCUGGUCUUUAUGGUCAAGCUGUCCUUUAAACUGACCUUGUUCAGCAUCAUAGGCAUGUUCAUCAUCAGUAUCGUCCCGAAGUACACCGGCAAAUACUACCAGGAACUGAGGGCAUUGUUGCGAACAUUGAUGGCAGGACAUGAGGAGGCUGUAGGAGGACUCAGACAAGCUCGCAGGAAUGUCUGCCCCCAUUUUCAGAACGUGUCCUUUGAGCUGAAGUGUGGUGAGAUCACGGCCCUGGUGGGACCCUCCGGUGGGGGCAAGACGACGUGUGUGAACCUGCUCGAGAGGUUUUAUCAACCUCAGUCCGGACAGAUCCUGCUGGAUGGCAGACCCAUUGAGGAAUAUGAACAUAAAUAUUACCACAACAAGGUGGCGCUGGUGAGUCAGGAGCCGGUGCUUUUCGCACGCUCGGUGGAGAGGAACAUUGCGUAUGGCCUGGACCAGCAGCCACUGCCGUCUACAUUGGAGGAGGCAGCUACUCGCGCUGAUGCUCACCACUUCAUCAUCACACUGCAGGAGCAAUACAAGACUGGUGAGCAGGGCGACUGGCAUCUCUCUUUCUCUGCGUAUCUAACGCCCACCCCACCGUCUGUCUCUCUCUCUCUCAUUCUCUCUGUGUACCUAACCAACCGCUGCCUCUCCCCCCCACAGGUCCUGCAGUCUGUGUACAAUGGUAACGGGCAGCAUGCAGUGUUGGUCAUUGCUCACCGUCUCAGUACCAUCGAGAGGGCUGACCGCAUUGUGGUGUUGGAGGCUGGCACCGUGGUGGAGGAGGGCACACAUCAGGAGCUGCGGGAAAACGGCGGCUGUUACCAGCGGCUGCUCCAGAAACACUUCCAGGGCUUUGGAAAGAUUACGGAAGAGGAAGAGCCUGAGCCAUUGAAGAACUGAGGGAGUCCAUCAGGUCCAGGAGCUGGAGACAGGCUGGGAGGUCACAGUACACAGGGACUGACGGAGACAGAGAGACUGGAUGUGGACAGACAGACAACGACAGCACAGAGAGACAGACAGAGACAUGGACAGAGACACAGACAGAGAUAUUUACAGACAAA